UUCAAAUAUAUAUAUAUAUUUUUUCUAAAGAAACACGGAUAAGAGGGCAAGUUGCAGAGCAAAGCCAAAGUUUCUCACGUUAAAAAAUAGUAAAAUAAAAUUUCAAUUGUUUAGGGUUUCAAUUUCAGGUCUCAAAUUUUCAACUCAGUGAAACCCUAACUCUGGUGAAAUGCUUGGAAAACUAGGGUUUUGUUCUAUUUCGUGAAGGGUAGUGAUGGGUGUUGAUGAGGAGACGAGCAACGGUGAAGGAGCAGAGUGUGGGGAUGAGAUUCAGUGCUUCAAGAGUGAACCAGUGAAUAAUGGGUUUGGAAUUGAAUUUGUGAAUGAUUCUGGAGAUGGGAGUUCAGGGGCAAGUGAGAAUUUUCGGACAUAUAAGAGGCGGAAACAGUUAAUGUCAAGUUCAAAGAUCAAAAUGCAAAAUGUAAGGAGAGCUUCUACAGACCAGGUUGCUCUUCCUGGGACAGAUCAUUGUGCUAGUUUCAAUGAUUCAAAUUAUCUUUUACAGAGGAAGUGGAGAAAUGUUGUAUUGGAACACAUGCAUCAGUUAUUAAGUGGCGAUGAAGGUGGUAUACAGCGUUGCAUUCAAGAUGCACUUUUAUUUCAUCAAGAAAAUGGUUGUAAUGUGACAGUUAAGGAUUCUGAUGCUUCUCAUGAAGAUAGUCAGAAAUGCUCCUUGCAAGCAGGGCAAAUUCCGAAUGGAACUAAGCAUACAGCUCAGGGGCUGGAGGGUGUUAUAUCUAAUGGGUCUUUUAAGGAAUCGUAUCCUCAAACUACGACCGAGAUGUGUCAGCAUGUUUUCUUUGAUGUUAUAAGUUCUGAAAAGUUCACAUCUCUGUGUAAGCUUCUAUUUGACAAUUUCCAAGAGAUCAAGCUUGACAGCCUUUUCCACUUAAGUCUCCUAAACUCAAGGAUGAAAGAUGGAGUUUAUGAGCAUUCACCUGGGCUUUUCUCAUCAGAUAUUCAGACGGUAUGGAGAAAACUUCAAGAAAUAGGAACUGAGAUAGUAUCCCUCGCAAAGAGCCUCUCAAACAUAUCAAGCACUUCCUAUGGUAAACAAGUUGGCUGCCCUCAUGGUGCUGUCGAAGAGGAGAAACAUGAGUUCUAUCCUCGGGAGUUGGAAUCUUGUGCUAAACCAGAGCAAAAUGAAGCUUGUGGUGUGUAUAAAGUUUGCACUUGCAGGCAUUGUGGGGAGAAAGCUGAUGGGAAGGAUUGUUUAGUUUGUGAUUCAUGCGAGAAAAUGUACCAUGUUGCCUGUCUUGAGCCUGCAGUGAAGGAGAUUCCUCCUAAAAGUUGGUAUUGUUCCAGCUGCACUGCUAAUGGAAUAGGAUCUUCGCAUGUGAACUGUGUGAUAUGUGAGAGACUGAAUGCCCCCAGGACUCUCAACAAUAAUGUUGCUGGUGAAAAUUAUAAUGCAAAAUGUGAAACAUUUUGUGAAUUGGAAGAAAUUUCAAACUGUAGUGUUGACAAUGGGCUUCAGUUAUCACCAGAGAGCAAAAUCCCAUAUGUUUGUAAAAUUUGUGCAAGGGACAUUGAAAAACGUGAGAAGUUAAGGUGUUGUGAGCACCCCUACUGCCCCAAUAAAUAUUAUCAUGUAAGGUGCCUGACAAGGAAGCAGUUAAAAUCAUAUUGUGCACGCUGGUACUGCCCUUCUUGUCUGUGUAGAGCUUGCCUCGUUGACAAAGAUGAUGAUAAGAUUGUUUUAUGUGAUGGCUGUGAUGCCGCAUACCACAUUUACUGCAUCAAACCACCACGAACUUCAAUUCCAAGAGGGAAAUGGUUUUGCAAAAAAUGUGAUGCUGGGAUCCAGCGAAUACGCAGAGCUAAAAGAGCAUGUCAGAAUCUGGAAAAUAAGCUGAAAAUCGAAGGUGUAGGUAAAAUGACAUAUGAUAAUCUGGAAACAAGUCUGAAUCAUAGAGACAAAGAGGAGUUGGAUAAAAGUAGAGGUGGAGUGGACAUGCUUCUAACUGCUGCUAGUACUCUACAUUUUGAGGAGAAGUUAAGUGCUAUUCAGAUGAAGAGUUAGAAAGGGCCCUGCAUUUGGAGGACAUAACAAGAUUCAGAUUUCAUGGUAUAAUGCCUUUGCUUUUUUAUGGUUUACUCAAGAGCCACAACUUAUUUUCAUGUCAUUUUUUCAGCUGGGAAACAGAUAUUUCCGUAGGUUGUAAAUUCAUUAAAUUUUACUGGCAUUUGGAUACAUAGCUGUGAGCAAGGCAUGAUUCCUAAGGCUUUAUAUUUUUGUCUGGCACUGCCAAAUACAUGAUGUGUUCUACUUUGAUCUCUGGUUGAUUAAGGGGAUCGGGCAGCCGUUAGAUCUGUUUGGUGAAAAUCAUCCACUAACAGGGAUUUUUGAAGUGAUGUUAGGUUGUACUAUGAGAAUUACUUAGUUUAGAGGAGGUUAUCAGAAGCAGAUGAAUCUCAGCAAUGUUGUAUAAUUUGGAGAAAACUCUGACCAAACGACCUGUAUGUAGCUAUGAAAACUGAAAAGUCAAGGAUAAUUUUCCUUUAGCCGUGCUCUGGUGCAUCAUUUUUGCUUCCUCACUAGGUGAGUUGGCUCUAUGUUCUUUCAUUAACCUUUCAUCUUUGUCUUUGUUUUUGCUUAAUCUCAUUUUUUUUUUCAUCAAUUAGAAAAAUCAAUUCAAACAGAUUCUGAAUUAGUAAGUUGUAACAUAUAUUUCUAUAUUGAUGGUUAAUUAUAUUUUUCUUAAUGUGGCAAAGGAGAAAACUACAGGUCAUACAAAAUUGUGUGACAAAAAAAAUGACACUGUUGAAGCACGUAGAUUCAUUCAAUUAUGGAGCAUUGUCGAUGAGUAAGUUACUUUUAUUGUGGAAGCAUUUUGUAGUUGCUACAUUAUCGAUGAGUAAGGAUGUUUUGUCUUGUCUCGAUUGGUUUUUG
Molecule: messenger RNA, 2893 nt
Organism: Durio zibethinus
Lineage: Eukaryota; Viridiplantae; Streptophyta; Magnoliopsida; Malvales; Malvaceae
Product: PHD finger protein EHD3-like
Source: RefSeq, a predicted model, not a curated record